AGAGAAACUUGUGGUGUGCGAUGGUUCCUUCAAGGAGAUGUUCUGUUGUGAAAGUGGUAAUAAUGUGUUACAGCAGCUGAAAGUAUUACAGUUGGAGUCCCUUGAAGAGCUGGUUUCCAUCUCCUGGAGUGAUUCCUUUGUCAGAAACUUAGAAAGCUUUGAAGUCAUUAAAUGUGGGAGUUUAAAAAGCUUGGUAGCAUGCAAAAAAGGAGUGUCUUUCUCCAAUCUGACAUGUUUGAAAGUAAAAGAUUGCGAUAGCUUAUCAUAUUUGUUGACAUCCUCAACAGCCAAGAGUUUGGGUCAACUGAAAAGAAUGGAGAUAAAAAAUUGUGAUUCAAUUGAAGAGAUAGUGUGUAAGGAGGAAUCAGAUGAGGAUGAGAUAAUAUUUCCGAAGCUCAGUUGUUUAAAUCUCAAAAGGUUAUUUAAGCUGAAAAGCUUCUAUAGAGGGAGUUUAAGUUUUCCAUCCUUGGAGGAACUGACAGUAUACUAUUGUUACAAUAUGAUAACUUUAUGUCCAAGUACCCUAAAAGCAGACAAGUUGUCUCAAGUUAAACUGGAUAAGUUCUCAGAGGCUAUUGAAUUGGAAAUUGAUCUCAACUCUACUAUCCGGAAGAUAUUUCUGAAAGAGGAUACCUCAAUAUUCAUAUUUUAA
Messenger RNA from Vigna unguiculata (cowpea), 652 nucleotides. NCBI's taxonomy places the organism in Eukaryota, Viridiplantae, Streptophyta, Magnoliopsida, Fabales, Fabaceae. The record is from RefSeq and is a predicted model, not a curated record.